UCACAACUGUGUUGUCAAGAACGACGUAGAGUACUGGGUACGAAAAUGCCUUCUCCCGAAGCCGCGAUCUUGUUGGUCAGCAACUGCAGUCGCAAGAGAUAAUCAAAAUGGCGCUGAUAACACACAUGCUGUCGAACAUGUCUCGAUUGUGGCGAUCAACGUUGAUAAUUUCACAAUGUCAUAGGUCUACCUGGAGGCUUUCGUUCGUUCAACAUUUAGCUUCUUCGCCAAUGCAACAUUUUCAGAAGAGAGGUCUUGCUUUGUCCAAAUUCAGCGAGAAAUCGUCUGCGUCAAGUCCAAAUUAUGACGUAACACCCAAAGAGGAAGAAGAUCUAAAACGCAAAGACAACAGCGAGACUUCAGAGAACAGAAAAAUCUUCAUUGGAAAUCUUUUGAGGGGAAGAAACUACACCACCGAAGAUAAGUUAUGCAAAUAUUUUUCGCAAUAUGGGGAAAUUGAGGCGUUGGAAUUCUUUCGUACUAAGUUUACCAAUUUGUCUCGAGGGUUUGCAUUUGUAACUUUCCGUGAUGUCAAAAGCGUUGAAAGAGUUCUGGCUGAAUCUCACUUCAUCGAUAACCGAAACGUGAAGAUAGAAGCUGCAUUGAACAAGCGGAAGAACGUUGCUAAUCACAAGAGAGACCUGACAGUGCUUGUGACUAACAUUAUGAAAGACAUCGACAGGGAAACAAUUGCAAGACAUUUCUCUCAAUUUGGAAGAGUAGACAGAGUGAUUUUGGCUAAGGAAGGUGAUAAUGAACUCAACAGUUAUUAUGUCUUAUUUUCAACCUUGUCUGGUGCCACAAACGCCCUGGAAGAACCAAACCAGCGGAUUGCUGAGCAGAACAUUGAUUCUCAAGUUGUGGCCCUAGAAAAGGUUUCCCCAGUGACAAUGAAGUAUACUGGAAGAACAAACUGCCUUACUAUUAGUUCAGUACCAGACAAUUUAACUGUCGAGGAUUUAAGAGAUUACUUCCAACAAUAUGGCGAUGUUCAGUCCGUUGACUUUAUUGUGCAAGGUGGUAAGAGAUCUUACUUGCAAAAAGAUUCCAAUACAGCUUUUGUUCGAUUCUUAGAUGAAGCCAUAGUUGGCAAAAUGUUAAAAACUAAGGAUCUUGUUAUAAAUGGCUCUGAGGUCCAAGUUUCAAGGUAUAGAAGCAUGCAUGUUCUUCCUCCUGAGGAGGCGAGAGAGCUGAGGCUUUCAGUAGAAGGGCUCCCUCAUGUCACAAGGCCUAAAGAAGUAAACAAAUACUUUGAAGAAACCUUCAGGAUAGUGUUAAAUGGAGUCUUCUUUACUAAGAAAAUGAUCUGUAUCGUCCGAUUUUCCAACCAAGCAGAUCUUGAAAAGGUUUUGAGGGAGCCCAAGGCAUCUUUUCAUGGAUUUCCAUUGUAUUUCCGUCGACUUGCUUGGAAGAAAUAAAUCUGGACAGGAUUAUUAUAUUGUUAAUAGCUUUCAAUCUUUCAUGCUUUACAGUGUUAAAUUUGAAAUUGCAAACAAAUACCACAUGACAGUACUGCUCAUGAAUUUAAUUUGGAAUGAAUGCUAACACACUAGAUCCUGAUGGUACAAAGUUCUAUCAUCAAAUUAUUUUUAUUUUAUUAUUAUUUAGACUAUGCCAGGAUUAAUUAUUUACCAAGGUUUUUAUUUAUGUUGCUUCAAGCCUUUUUCACACCAAUUCUAGAUCUAAGUCAUGAUAAGUCAAUUUAUUUGAAUUUACCUACAUUUUAUGUUGCUGACAGUCAGGAAAUAACACCAAGAGACUUCUGUUGUUGGUAACUUAUUUAAUACGAAAUGAACUUAAGCUGAUGCUAAUUUAUCAUUUAGCUCUUAUUAACCGAGCAGGAGGUCUGUAUAGGAGAUUCCUGACUGAGGUCGUGAGUACAGACUGAACAUGCACAGUGAGGUCUCUACACACAACUGAAGUCAAGAUUCUCCCAUACAAACUGAUUAAGCUCGGUUAAUAAGAUGUUUGUUAUGUGGCAAACAAGAACAAUUUAAUUUGUAUAAUGUAACUGUGAUAACUGUUUUGUAGGUAACUGACAUUUUUCUUGUGAACGGCGAUGAGCUGAACUUAAUUCUGCCAGAGUUUUCUCGUCCUGUUUACUUUUUUUCUCAUCAGGCCUUUUGUACUUCGAUAAAUAAGUAUUUUUAGAGGAAAGAGUCAAUAUUUUUGCAUUUUAGUUUGCAACUUUCUCACCGCAAAACAUUACUGGUCUAGAUGUUGGUCUAGAUGGG
This is a messenger RNA of Orbicella faveolata, 2234 nucleotides long. RefSeq lists its product as uncharacterized. Gene Ontology annotation, molecular function: RNA binding. NCBI's taxonomy places the organism in Eukaryota, Metazoa, Cnidaria, Anthozoa, Scleractinia, Merulinidae. Gene Ontology annotation, biological process: regulation of gene expression. Gene Ontology annotation, cellular component: nucleoplasm; chromatin. The record is from RefSeq and is a predicted model, not a curated record.